Messenger RNA from Nerophis ophidion (straightnose pipefish), 5343 nucleotides. RefSeq names its product forkhead box protein J3-like. The transcript has 12 exons. The record is from RefSeq and is a predicted model, not a curated record. Gene Ontology annotation, biological process: regulation of transcription by RNA polymerase II. The coding region runs from base 451 to 2238 and encodes 595 amino acids. Gene Ontology annotation, molecular function: DNA-binding transcription factor activity, RNA polymerase II-specific; RNA polymerase II cis-regulatory region sequence-specific DNA binding. NCBI's taxonomy places the organism in Eukaryota, Metazoa, Chordata, Actinopteri, Syngnathiformes, Syngnathidae. Gene Ontology annotation, cellular component: nucleus.
GCAAGUAGUUCCGUGGAAUUAGCGGCGGAGGGAUGUCAGUCGAGCCGGUGGGUAUCUCCUUCUGGUCUUCGUGCAUCCGAGUCAGACGCUGACAGCGGGCCGAGUCACCCUCCAUGACAGCCAGGUGACCACACACCACACCAGCGGCCAGCGACACGCCUGCCGAGCAGAGAGCAUGCGGACCCGGUGACAGCCGACAGCCGGAGCUUUUGUCGUCGAGUCCACACACACGCCGGGGAAGUGCAGGAGAGACGCGCACGUCUGGAAGCUCUUGAACCGGCGCGCACCCCCCGAAAAAUAAUAAUAACCCCGUCGGCGUUCACGUGUCAAGAUGUAAACCAAGGUUGCUGCACAACACACAUUCACUGAGCCCAUAAGGAGAGCGUCCAUAAAGCCACGUCUCGAGAGCCCCUCACCUUUCCCUUCAACCUCUCGACUAUCAAAAACACUAUGACCUCUGAGCUGGAAAGUAGCCUGACAUCAAUGGACUGGCUUCCACAGUUAGGCAUGAGGGCGCCUAUCCCGAAGACCGACAGAGACGUGGGGGGGCUUCACCAUGGCCACUUUCACGGACAACAUCACCAUCACCACCACCACCACCAUCACAGUCAACAUCAUCACGGACUUCACGGGCCAGGAAAGAAAAUCACACACGUGGAACCAGGAACAACGUUGGACCAGGAGGAAAGUAGUCAACACAGGGAUGGCAAACCGCCGUACAGCUACGCCAGCCUCAUCACCUUCGCCAUCAACGGUUCUCCUCGCAAACGCAUGACUCUAAGUGAGAUCUACCAGUGGAUCUGUGACAACUUCCCCUACUACAGAGAGGCGGGCAGCGGCUGGAAGAAUUCAAUACGACACAACUUGUCCUUGAACAAGUGUUUUCUGAAAGUGCCUCGCUCCAAAGACGACCCUGGAAAAGGUUCCUAUUGGGCCAUAGACACCAACCCUAAAGAUGACACAGCACCCAGCAGGCCAAAGAAGAGGCCGCGCUCUGGUGAAAGAGCAUCCACUCCUUACAGCCUCGAGUCAGAGUCUCUGCGCAUGGACUGCAUCAUGUCAGGUGGAGCGUCCCCCACUCUGGCCAUCAAUGCUGUGACAAACAAGGUAGCUUUGUACAACCCAGAAGCAGAGGACUGUGAGAGUCCCGGGAGUCUUGGUGGCAGCCUGAGCAACAGCCUGUCCGAGCAGAGCAUGGCGUCCGUCAACCUCAACAUGACCUCCACCGUCGGCGGCGGCUUCACACCUGUCAGUAGUCGCUCGGAGCCGUCGUCUCAGUCUCUGAGUCUCCAGCAGCCCCCUCAGCCUGUGCCGCCGCCUCCCCCCCCUCCACAGCCCCAGUACGGUCUGCCCGUCCCGGAGUCACGGGACAAACACCUCUGCUUCUCGGACUUCGAGAACCUGAGCGCCUCCUUCCGCAGCCUGUAUAAGUGUGUCUUUGAGCAGUCUUUCUCGCAGCAAGCUCUGAUGGUGAUGCCGGGGGAGUCCAACCAGCAAACAAGGACCGCCUGCUCCUACCAGCACUCACCUGGCACAGGAAAUGGUGUGGGCGGAGGAGGUGGCGGCCACCAUCACCAGCACAACCACCACCAUUCACACCACGCUCAGCAGCACCUCUCCGGCCACGGCCCACAGCACCCGUCUCUCUCCCACCAGGGCUGCCCGACUCCAGAUUGGUACCCGAAUCUGGACUGGCUAAAGGAGAGCUGCCGUGUUGCUACCAGCUACAAUUGGGCUGAUGUAGACCUCUCCCCAUUUCAAGGCUUGAAGGAGAGCAUGCGUCAGGCCGAGCUCAACAACUGGUCCCUGGAUGCCGGCCAGGUAGCCGACCUGUGCUCUUCCAUCAACCAGUUCUUCACGGCCACGGGGGUCAUCCCCGUCUCGCAACCUCAGGUCGCGCCUGGGGCGCAGCAACACCCGGCUCAGCCGCUCGGCGCCAUGCACCCCAAGGCCGUCCAGCACAACCAGCACGACCGACACAUCCGCACGGGGAACAUGUACAUGGACUCCAGACAAAACAUUCCUUCCCUGAUGGGACCACCCGGAUACCCCCACAUGCCUCCCAUUAGCAACACAGCUCCCGCUAUGACGGUGGACUCCUCCAUCACGCUCUUACCAGGCCAUCAUGGCCAGCUGAGCCAGCAGCAGCACAUGUUUCCCCCGGGACACUUCCAGGUGAGACGCAUGCUGGCUGCAGACGACAUCCAGGACGACUUUGACUGGGACUCCAUAGUAUAAGCGGACGCAGGAAGUAAGGGAUAACCUGUGUUGAUGUUCAUGGAGGUGUAGGACUGUACAGUCAGCUUCUUACUCACGCCAGUGAGAAAUUAACUCAGAAGACAAUCCAAAGGGAUAAAAUAAGUCUUUUUGGGGGAAGGGUGGGGGGUGUAUGUAGCUGGAGGACAAGUGUAAAGACAAUCAAAUUGUUGCAAGUGGACCAAGUUGUAAACAACACCUGACACUGUGCCAACAUGGCUGACAAGUUGCUAAAUCUGUCAAAACAUCUGUGAAAUGUUAAUACAUUUUAUACAUACCUACAUAUAUACACACACACACACACACACAUCUAUAUAUAUAUAUAUAUAUAUAUAUAUACAUAUAUAUAUAUAUAUAUAUAUAUAUAUAUAUAUAUAUACACAUAUAUAUAUAUAUAAACACACACACACAGGUUAUCAUUUGGAAUGGGGACCAAGUUUUUGAUCAUCACUUGUGGAGGCAUGAAAAAAAUUGGGUAAAAUGGCCAAUUAGCUCAUACACGUCUGUAAAUCUCUGGGUUGAUGAAGUAAUGUGCUGAUCAUACGUACUGGGGAAAAAAGAGUUAAUAUGGUUCAUGGGGACCAAAUUUAAAUAAUUUUGCGUAAUUCACUCAAAUUUGUUCGUGACUACUGAGGACCAUUUAAAUUAUUAUUAUUUUUUACAACAUUGAACAUAAAGAACAUAAAACACUGUUCUACUUAACCAGUCUUGCUGAUUAUCUCUUCAUCUACUAUUUUACCUACAAUCUCCUUUUGUAGGCCGUAAUGCGGCUGUGCAAAUGUCUCACACUCAAACUAACCAGUAAAUAUGUUUUAAGGGCCAAAGCUUUAAAAUCACUUAAACAUCUUCAGAAUGGAUCUGACUAUCAUUUAAAAAGGUUUCCCUUAAGGGAACCUGUUUUUUGGUCCCCAUACUGUCAGAGGUGACUGUGUAAACAGAGCGAUGUCCCCAUUUAGUCAGUAUUGCCAGAACACACACACACACACACACACACACACACACACAUACACACACACACCCACAACCUGUGAAUUUACCAUACGUUCCAAACAGAAGGAUAUUAAUUUAAAAACAACCGUUUGUUUUUUCUUUGUGAUUUCUCUGUACUGCUUGUAUUACCUGUUCUUAUCUGAAAUGAGGACACACAGGGUGAGGAGAAUGCGUGAGUUGAGCGCCUCCUGCUGGUCAAAACAAGCAACACAACAUAUCCUUUCAGAAGAAUUCUAUGCACCCACUCUCUUCUUGUUUUGUCUAUGGACAUUGUUUCAUCGUUUUCUUUAGAAUUGUUUUUUUUUAUGUAAGAAUCCAUGCUGUCACAUUCUCAGGGUGUUUCACCGAUUGGUCAUUUGAAGCCGUUUGCGUCUUAAGGUGACUGCAACGUUCAGUUGUUGGCUCCUGGGACAAAAAAAAAACAACAACAAAAAACAAUAAUUUGUCAUGGAAAAAGAAAGUACAGUAGAAUAAGCUCCGACAACACUGGCUACACUCGGAUUCUUGCAUCCUAAAUGUAGUCAUUCUGAAACCAUGUAUAUGAUCUAUAACAGGGGUCGGGAACCUUUUUGGCUGAGAGAGCCAUGAAAGCCAAAUAUUUUUAAAAUGUAUUUCCGUGAGAGCCGUAUAAUAUUUUUAACACUGAAUACAGCUGUCAGUUUCAAACACUGAUGACAUCUAUUAAACAGACAAGAAGCAAGGAAUUAAACAGAGACUGGAUUCAAUUUAGCUCAAUGAGGAGAAACAUGUAGACCUGUACCCUUGUAUGCCCAUCCAUCCAUCCAUUUUCUACUGCUAAUUCCCCUUUGGGGUCGCGGGGGGCGCUGGUGCCUAUCUCAGCUGCAAAUGGGCGGAAGGCGGCGUACACCUUGGACAAGUCGCCACCUCAUCGCAGGGCCAACACAGACAGACAACAUUCACACUCACAUUCACACACUAGGACCAUUUAGUGUUGCCAAUCAACCUAUCCCCAGGUGCAUGUCUUUGGAAGUGGGAAGAAGCCGGAGUACCCGGAGGGAACCCACGCAUUCGCGUAGAGGACAUGCAAACUCCACACAGAAAGAUCCAGAGCCCGGGAUUGAACCCUGACUACUCAGGAGCUUCGUAUUGUGAGGCAGACGCACUAACCCGACUGCCACCGUGAAGCCCUUGUACGCAUCCUCUUUUAUUUGGACUGUCCCUGAUCACAAAAACUAAAUGCGUGCAUCUCUUAUUCUUUUUAAUAAAAUUGUUAUUCUGAAGCUAACCAAUAAUAAUUAAAAUACUUUUCACCAUUAAUGCGACUUCUUGAACAGGUGCGAUAGAAACGGAUGGAUGGAUGAAAGUGCAUGAGAAUAUUUUAUAUUUUGAACGUUAUUUUUAACACUGAUUACCAGCGGAAUUAUUCAUUACUUAUCGUGUUAAGCAACGUCAGCUAAGAUUUAUCUGAGAGCCAGGCGCAGUCUUUAAAAGAGCCACAUCUCGCUUGAGAGCCAUAGGUUCCCUACCCCUGCUCUCUAACAACGGUCAGCCAUGACUCAUUUUGAGGUGAAGACGAGCAUCUUUUGCACAAUUGUAGUGGAAAAAGUAAGUUUAACGAGAGGAAAAAAUAAAGUGAUUUUUUUUUUGUGGAAAAUCGGAUCAGGUAACGAGGGAACAACUCUUGUUUUAUCCAUUGUGUUCUAGUCCUUGUGUGGAAAAAGUGCUUUGUUUUUUAUUUUAAAUGUACAGCUCCACAUUGCUCAAAAGAAACCAUGUUUGUAUCAACUGGACGUGAACAGGAAGUUGAAAAAAAAAAAAAGAUGACUCUUUGAUAUUAUUGCCAUCAAUGCUGUAUUACAGUGACCAGCAUUAUAUUAGUUGUUUGUGCGUUGUUGUCCUUAUGUAAAUAACACAAUAUUUCUCAUCGGUUUCCCUUUAAGAAGGAAAAAAACUGCAGACUGGUGGGGAUUUUUUUAUUAUUAUUAUUAUUAUUAUUAUUUGUUCUUCAGGAGACACUGUGUGUAAAUAUCUUCCUCAUAUUGUAAAUAUGUGCUUUUUUGUGUGUCAUAGGUAAUGUGUGUAUGGUUCAACGGUUACAGAUUUGUUUCAGUGUUGAUUAAAAUGUAAUUGAACAUU